Messenger RNA from Diachasmimorpha longicaudata, 2218 nucleotides. Its product is annotated as lipase 3-like. Lineage: Eukaryota; Metazoa; Arthropoda; Insecta; Hymenoptera; Braconidae. The transcript is spliced from 8 exons. The record is from RefSeq and is a predicted model, not a curated record. Gene Ontology annotation, molecular function: hydrolase activity, acting on ester bonds. The coding region runs from base 467 to 1717 and encodes 416 amino acids.
AUAAUAUUUCAAAAGAAAACAUAUAUUUUUAUGAGUUCUCUAUUAAAAGUUAUUUUCCAUAAAUAAAAUAAACAUAUAUUAAUUAUAGAAAACUGCCAACCACUGACUUUCAGUAAAUGACACAAUCAUAGACCAAAAUGUGGCCUUGAGCAUAACCCGUUCAACCAAAUGAUUGAGAUAGUGACAAGUGUCCUCGGUUGGAAAUUAACUAUCGCACAAAUAUUCAAAAAUAUUUUAAUCGAAGAAGGCAGACGACAUUUUAAAGCAUCGCGAGACCCAGUCCUCAGAGAAGCUCCGCAGCCAACACAUCCCCAGUGUAUCAUAAACUCUGUAAACAUUCCCCCAAAAUUUGCAAAUACUUGAAAACUCGUCUUCGGAAUAUUUAAAAGCCCCUAUUUAUCAGCCCACCUUCAUCUGCACGAUAUUGGCAUAUAGAAAUUAUUCAGGAGUGUAUACUUCAGAAAUUAUGGGAAUUUUACCCAGUAAAACAAUUAUGCUCUUUGGCGCCUUUCAGUUCAUGCUGUUGUGGUUCGAUUUUCGAAUUAAACAAUUUCGAACGUACGAUGAGGCCAUCAGCACAGAAUUCUACGCUCUUGAUUUUAUCGGAAUGGCGAACAUCCAAGGAUACCAGGCAGAGUGGCACAACGUCACCACAGACGAUGGAUACCAUCUGACGUUGUUCAGAAUAUUGCCAAAUCCCAUAUCUCGCAAUGCCACUGAAAAAAGACGGGUAGUUUACAUGGCCCAUGGAUUGGGGGCUACAGCAGAUAUUUUUGUGAUAUUCGGACGCGGCAGGAGCAUAGCUUAUUCUUUCGCGGAUGCUGGGUACGACGUGUGGAUCGGAAAUUUUCGUGGGAAUUCUUACAGUCGCAAACAUGAGACUUUGUCACCCGAGGAUGAAGAAUUCUGGAAUUUUAGUAUGGACGAAUAUGCACUCAUGGAUCUUCCAGUGCUGCUGGACUACGUAUUCGAAGCGACAAAACAACCCAGAAUAACAUUUCUGGGUCACUCCCUGGGCACCACAACUGGCCUGAUGCUCCUCUCAGCGAAGCCAGAGUACAACGCCAAAUUGGACACACUGAUCCUGCUUGCCCCAGUGUCCUACUGGACCAGUCACAACCCCACGAGGACCUUCAUCUCCAGUUUGGCUCACUCCCUGAGGAUGAUGUCGCCCCGCGGAGCAUACGAGUUUCAACCACAGGCUGUUGUCCUCCCCAGAAUCAUCAAGCAUUUCUGUCUGAUCAAUGAUUUCACGAGGGAUCUGUGCUACAUCCCUUAUGAUCUCAUUCUUGGACCGAGUCGUCAGUUCAGAGUCGAUACUGAACCGGAAUUCUUCUGCUACUAUCCAGCUGGGAUAUCUGCGAAAACUUAUUAUCAUUAUAUCCAGCAUGUGGAUACUGGCACCUUUCGAAGAUACAAACACGAAACUGAGGCCUUAAAUCUCAAUGUUUACGGAAGUGAAGAACCACCCGAUUACAACGUGACGAACAUCGUCACUCCAACCGUGAUUUUCCACGCCCCAAAUGAUCCACUGUCGACAGCGGAUGAUGUCGAGACCCUAAUCAGUAGACUACCUAGUGAUACUCCAUUGGUUUACGAGAGAGUUGACAGCGAUGAGUUCAAUCACGGUGACUUCAUGCUCGCCAAGAACGCCGACAAGCUCGUGUACUCGAAAUUACUGAAAAUUUUGUCUCAGGCGGGAUUCAGUAAACUGUGAUCGCAAUUUUAUUUUAUUUAACUUAGUGCAUGCUUAUGUAUGUUUUAAGAAAUGCUCAGAGAGCAGUGAUAGAAGAGGUGAAAUGGUAGUUUUAAUGUUUCUACUUAUAUUAAUGCUGUUGAACGAUGUUCAUGUGAUCCAAGAGUGUCAGUGAUAAUUUUUUAAAAAUAAAAUUGCACAUUUUUUUGAAAGUUUUUGCCGAAUUGAAAACUGAAAUGAAAUCUCAAAAAAUUAUGAAAGACAGGAUGAUUAACGUGAUAAUCAUAUUUUUAUUCCAUUCAUCGACAUUAUCAUUUGAUCUUCGAACGAAGUACUUUCGGAGUGACAAUGAGGCCAAUGGGACCAGGUUCUACGCCCUCGACUUUUUGGGCCUGAUUGAGAAGCAUGGACGCAAGGUAGAAUGGCAUAAUGUUACCACUGAAGAUGGAUACAUCCUUUCGUUAUUUCGAAUCCCACCGAAUCCUUCGCAUCUCAAUGAAACAGUAAAAAGUCGUGCAUUUU